UAACAAUGAGGACUUCCUUUGGAUAGUUUCUCGCUGCAUUUCUCGUUAUUCCAGUUUAUAUCGGGACAUUUUAAAUGGAUGAUGGCCUCGUGUCUUGCUCCCGCCGUUCCUACUGCUGUUGCGACAUUCCUCUCCACAUUGCUGCCCUGUGGCUUCGCUGUUGGGCCUUCAAUGUCCUGUAAGGGACGACUUGGACUGUGGUGGGUUGGCCGAGCUCUGCAGGUUGGAUACCUGCUGGGGAAAGAAGGGGACACAGAAUGGGUGCAAAAGUUUGAGACUGGCCCACUGCCUCCCCAGGAUCUGAUCAUGACUCCGGAAUCCAUAACAGACAGCACAAGAGAAGAAAAGGCACGUAUGCAAAUAGCAGAGAACAAUGAUGUUCCACGGCACAAAGCUGUCUGGAUCAACUUUGCCUGCCAGGUGCAAAGCAAAGCUCUGCACAAUGUGGCAGUGCAAUGUACGUGUGCAGAGAUGUGUGUGGGCAAGUGUGUGAGUAUAUGUUUGCGUGUGUGUCAUGAGAUCCAGCCAGGAACGGAACUGUUGUUGGGUGGUGAAAUUGAGAGAAGAAGUGAUGCAAGAGACAGACUUGAUGUACAGGACAUCUCUGAAGGACAACAAAGAGAAUACCCAGUGAAAUUAUUAAGGGGUCCAGAAAAGGAUGUGACCAACCCACAGAUUAUUCAGGAAAGACAAGAUGACCAGACAGAUGAAGAGGAAGGACGGGACAAAGAACCUUAUGAACUCUCAAAGAUUCACUCAGCCACACUCAGUCUUAACAGAGGUAGCGCUGUAGUUAACACUGCAGCUAAAGUAGUCAGUACUGUUAUGAUAUCAAAUGACCACACUGACAGUACCGACAGUGUCAUGGCUGCAGUGCACACUCGGUUAAAGUUGAACUCUACGGAGAGGCAGAGAACCUUAGGUGGCCCAGCUCCUUCUGUCCGCUGUAGCUCUCGCCUGGCUGCCAAACCACGACAGGUUCACUGUCUGAGCAGCCGAAUAAAGGAACCCCCUGUCCACCCACUCCCAAACAGACAUAUAGAUAGGCAGGAGAGUCUCACAGAGGUUGCCAAGUCGUCUGCAGAAACAGUGCUUUCUAUGGGAACAUCAGAUUCUGACACUGUGGCUGUUAGAGCAGCAAAUUUGACAGUUGACGCUCCCACUUGCUGCCCAAAAGUGAGAGAGAGGCGUUACCGGUGUUCCAGUUGUGGGAAGAAGUUCUACGAGAUUUCCCACUUAAAGAAACACCAGUUGAGUCACACAGAAGCUAAAUCCUUCACCUCUCAGGACUGUGGCAAAAACCAUACCUCUGCAGAUAACCUCAAGGCCCACCAGUUGAGACACCGUGGAGAGCGUCCAUUUUCCUGUCCCCACUGUGAGAAGACCUAUGGCUUGCCGCGGAACCUCAAAGAGCACUUGUUCUUACACACAGGAGAGAAGCCAUAUGUCUGUGAGCACUGUGGCAAGACCUUUGCACGUCGCUCCUCGCUGCGCGACCACCGUCUCCUUUACUGCAGUGGAUUGAUUUACACACAGCCUCCAAAGUUGCAGUGUACCCUCUGCCCCAAGCUCUUGGCAAACUCUGGUUCUCUGAGUAAUCAUAUGAAGCUCCACACAGGAGAGAAACCUCACAUCUGUCAGCACUGUGGAAAAAGUUUCAGUCAAAAAGGGAACCUUAAUAGCCAUUUGCGAAUUCACAAUGGAGAGAGACCAUUUCCCUGCCCUGAAUGUGACCAGAGGUUCGCUCAGAAAGCUGAGCUUUGCCGUCACAGGCUUUCCCACACCGGGGCCAGUUUCCUCUGUAGUUACUGUGGAAAAUCCUUAAGGGAUCCGCAUACCCUCAAGUCCCACGAAAGAUUGCACACUGGCGACCGGCCCCAUCGUUGCACCAUCUGUGGAAAAGGUUACACGAUGGCCACAAAGCUGAGGAGACACAUCAAAUCUUCACACGUGACAGAGAAGCCCUACAGGUGCCACUGCGGUGCUUCCUACACUCUGAGACAAAGUCUAUUGAGGCAUCAAGUGCAGCACCAAUCACAGGAGGAAACAGAGGAGGAGCUCAAGGAAGCAUUGAGGCAGAAGGCUAAACCAGCUAUGCAAGAAUAUGCAGCAGUAAACUCUCAUCACCCAAAGCCAGUCAAAGGUAGACCCAAGAAAGGAGCUGAGGAUGGCAGAGUACAAAGAAGAAGACGAGGAAAGGGAGAAGAAAAGGGGUCAGGAAAACUUGUAAGGAGAUCUGAGACUGCAAUUGCGGCUGGAGGAGAUAGAAAAGCUUCAAGUGACACCCAGCACGCUGUUGUAUUUGUUCACACUGACAAUACAGCUACACCAAGGUACGGCCCUCUGCUGCUCACCUCAUUGAACUUGCAUUCAGGAACAGGACAGGAGCUGUUCGAGGUGGUGAUCUCAGAAGGUGCGGAGCAGUGCUUUGUUGUCCAGGGGCAGCAGACAGUAGGAGAUCUGAUGAUCGUACAAGAGGAGGAGCUCUGUUCCGUGGCCCAGACAGUUGAGAUAAACACUUUGUAGCUUUAAAUAACUUACAUUAUGUGUUGAACAAACAACAUUAGACAGAAAUUGCCUUUUGAUUUAAUAUAUUAGUGCUACAUUUGAUGCCCACCGAAAGUGUAAUAUUCCCCCCCCCCCCUCAAACAAUACAGUAUUUCAACAACUGCAAAGUUUGGAAUACAUGACGAGCACUUUUCUUAAAAAUAUUAAUAUCUGUCGUAUGCCUGUAAUUUGUUGUAUUUGCGCCACUGAAAAGCAGAGGAGGCAAAAGUACUCACACUGUACUGAAGUAGAAGUAGAUAUGUUUGUGUAAAUUAAGACUGGUUAGAGUAGAAGUACAGCAUUCUGAUACCUAAGUACAAUUGAUAAAGUACAGAAACUAAAAUGUACAAAAAAUACAAACGUAAAAAAUAUGUUUUACUGUCAAUUAUAUG
Molecule: messenger RNA, 2939 nt
Organism: Phycodurus eques (leafy seadragon)
Lineage: Eukaryota; Metazoa; Chordata; Actinopteri; Syngnathiformes; Syngnathidae
Gene: znf408
Product: zinc finger protein 408
Exons: 9
Coding region: 79-2526 (815 amino acids)
Biological process (GO): regulation of transcription by RNA polymerase II
Cellular component (GO): nucleus
Molecular function (GO): DNA-binding transcription factor activity, RNA polymerase II-specific; RNA polymerase II transcription regulatory region sequence-specific DNA binding
Source: RefSeq, a predicted model, not a curated record